Molecule: messenger RNA, 2840 nt
Organism: Amoebophrya sp. A25
Lineage: Eukaryota; Dinophyceae; Syndiniales; Amoebophryaceae
Source: the annotation of a GenBank genome assembly
GCAGUCUUGCUUCAGUAGAAAUCCUGCUACGGCAAAUUCUAAUGGCAAUUCUAAUGGCAAAAUUUAUGGUCCAUUACCUACUUCAUUUUUUGCAGCUACAGCUAAGCGUUGUAUUUGAUUUAUUUCAACGAUUGGUGUCUAACCUACUUAACAUAUAGAGAGAAAGGAUGUCGCGGUCUUCAUCCUCGAUGGAUCGGACCUGGGCUGCCUGGGCUUCGCUGUCUGUUGCUGGCGCAGCAGCUACUGGGACAGCACUCUACUUGCACUGGAGAAGAAGGCGUGAUGCUGAAAUCUUACUAGAACAAGAAAAGCAGAGAGAAAAGCAGAGUGGCGAAGAUGAAGUACUUAGAAGCAGUAACCGACAGGAUCAUGAGAGGCCAACAGUACAAGCGUCGCGGCCACCAGAGGACACAUCAUUAACACCCGGUAGUAGUUCGGAAGGAAUAACCUCCCCCGACCAUGGACCACAAAGCCAAGAACAACUGGAAAUGAGAAGAACCCUCGUUCUUUUCGGACAUAGCAAUAGUUUGAGCGAACGUCUAGCGACUAUCGCUGCGAUGGCUUUGGGCACAGUAGGUGCGAAAAGAAGUGCUGGUGAAGACGAUGAUGAAGUUCCACUGUUCAAUCGUGUAACUAGAGAAACCGUGAAGUUAGCACCUCGUACUAGCGAUGUGCCAGCGGUGCAGCUGACCCGAUUUGACCAGGUAGAUUUGGAGGACUUUGCAUUCUUCGACCAGAUCGUGUUUGUGCUGGCAACCUUUGACGACGGUCCCCCAGAACCAGCUCGAGUGCUGUGCGAGCAGAUCGGCGAGGCCGCAGUAGACCAUCGUUUUGGAAGUGCGACACUGCGACAUCUAGGUAGUGGUAGCAGCGCGUGUUCUAGUAGUACUGCGCGUGUUCUAGUAGUCGGUCUUGGCGACUGGAAUUAUGGCAGAGAACUCUACUGCAGCGAAGCGGUAAGGUUAGCCGAGAAUUUGAAGAAGCUAGGUGCGACGAAACUGCGAUUAGAAAAGGUCGAUAGCGCAAGCUAUUUGGACGAUGAGGAAUCAUCCUCAACAACAGCACCCGCUGAAAAAGAGCCAACAGCCACGCCUCUAGAACGCAUGGAACGGCUAGUGAUUCAAACUGUAGUCCAGUCAUUGUUAUCGCCAACAGCAGCCGUGAAUGAAGAUUCUGUGGAAAGUCGAGAGGGAGCGAACGAGGAACCUUCAGGUUGCUGUCAAGGAGGAGGUGGUAGUUCAUCGGGAGGCGGUUGUUGUCAAUCUAGUAGUAGCUCUAGUGGCCACAAGAACUCUGCUGCCAAGUCGCCCUCUAGUGCCUCCACCACUCUACCGGGAACUCCAGAUGGACAAACCGUGGACAAACCGGGAGGCGAAACUUUCUCUGAGAGCGAGACAGAGUCUGAGGAAUAUAGUGAUUCAGACGAAGGUGAUAGUGAUGCGGAGAUGUUUGGCUCUGGACAAAAUGAUGCUGCAAACAAGGAUCCUCUCUUUGUUCAAGAAGAUGUGGAAGAUUUUUUAACGGAAAAUGCACAAAGUAGUUGCAGCAGCGGAACAACGGUUGGAGCGGCGAAAAAUGGAAAGCAAGGGGACGCGACAGCGGCAGGUAAGAAUUUUGUUUGCUCUUUUGAUCUUAUGGAAAUCUAAGAACUCUUGGAAUGAUACUACCGUAAAAAUUGAGAUUGUUAUCCUCGUAUUCAGUUAUAUAUAGUACAACACAAGUUGUGAAGAUGGUCAACAUCCUUGUAUUCACACAAUUUUUAGGACUUAUUUCUGCUAUCAAAAGAUGAUGUCUCACUACUACUUUGAAAACCUAAAUCAGCCCCGGUGAAGAAAAAGAAGAUGUUGUCAACGCGCCAGCGCGAGAAUCUAGCAAAGGAGGGUUACAAAGUCGUCGGCCAGCACUCAGCAGUGAAGCUCUGUCGCUGGACGAAGCAUCAUUUGAGAGGCCGGGGCGGGUGCUACAAACACACCUUCUAUGGGAUUGCCUCUUUAUCCUGCAUGGAAGCUACGCCAUCCUUAGCAUGUGCUAACAAGUGCGUCUUCUGUUGGAGACACCAUAAGAACCCAGUGGCGAAAAGGUGGGAAUGGGAAAUGGAUGAACCGAAACUCAUAGUAGAAAACUGGCUAGCAGAGCACGCAAAGAUGGUAAAACAGCUAAAGGGUGUACCCGGCGUUACACCCGAACGGUUCGAACAAGCGAAAAAGAUCCGGCAUUGCGCUCUUUCCCUCGUAGGCGAACCCAUCAUGUAUCCGAAAAUUAACGAGCUGCUCCACCUGCUGCACAAGGAGAAGAUCUCUACAUUUUUGGUGACCAACGCGCAAUUUCCAGACGAGUUGAGAGCCUUGGGUCCAGUGACGCAAUUGUACCUCAGUAUCGACGCGCCAACUAGAGAAACCCUGAAAGCGGUGGAUAGGCCUUUGAAAGAGGAUUUCUGGAGCUUGUUCUUAGACUCCAUUGAUGCUCUACGAGAAACGAAAUUCUCCAGAACGGUGUUCCGGCUGACGCUGGUACAACUGCUCAUACUUGCUCUUAUUCUUAUUCUUAUUAAGUCUACUUAUACUAUUAUGGUUAUUUCUGGAGCUUGUUCUUAGACUCCAUUGAUGCUCUACGAGAAACGAAAUUCUCCAGAACGGUGUUCCGGCUGACGCUGGUACAACUGCUCAUACUUGCUCUUAUUCUUAUUCUUAUUAAGUCUACUUAUACUAUUAUGGUUUUGUCGUCAUCGUCUGAAGCAUGAUGAAGACGAUUUCAUUCAGCAUCUACGAACUCUCAUGUUCUUCAGCGUGAUUUCCCAUAUGAUCUCCUCGCAUCGUUUCCUUAUUGUUGUCAACAGGUGA